This is a messenger RNA of Sceloporus undulatus (fence lizard), 1940 nucleotides long. RefSeq names its product zinc finger protein 232-like. Gene Ontology annotation, biological process: negative regulation of transcription by RNA polymerase II. Lineage: Eukaryota; Metazoa; Chordata; Lepidosauria; Squamata; Phrynosomatidae. Gene Ontology annotation, cellular component: nucleoplasm. The transcript is spliced from 9 exons. Gene Ontology annotation, molecular function: DNA-binding transcription repressor activity, RNA polymerase II-specific. The record is from RefSeq and is a predicted model, not a curated record. Bases 34 to 1656 code for a protein of 540 amino acids.
GCUUGUCUGUCAGCAGCUGAGGCCCCGCCCCUGAUGGCUUUCUGUCACAAUAACUCUUCAGCUAUAUUGAAACAAGAACUGUCAGGAAAGAAGGAAGUCAACGGUUCUGUCCUCACAUUCUGUCUUCACAACAGCCCUGCGGCCAUGAAGAAAGGGAGAGUCUGUCUUGAGGCACAUUGGGGUGCAGAAUACCUGCAUUUCAAGCAAUUCAUCUAUGAGGAGGCUAGAGGUCCCCGAGAAGCUUGCAGCCAACUCUACACCCUCUGUUCUCAAUGGCUGAAGCCAGAACAAAACACCAAGGCUGAGAUGCUGGACCUGGUCAUCCUGGAGCAGCUGCUGACCAUCCUGCCAAUGGAGAUAUCAGCCUGGGUACGAGAAUGUGGAGUGCAGACCAGUUCCCAGGCAGUGGCCCUGGUGGAGGGGUUCCUCCUGGGUCAGGGUCAGGCAGAAGAAAUAAUGGAAAAGGAACAGCAGGAGUCAUUUUGGGAGGAAGCCACUGACUUUCCUGUGGCAAAGAUAGCUUGCUCCAUCUCCAAAAAUGGAGUGCUCUCCAGACAGAUCAGUCAGGAAGAGGACAGUGUUGCCACUUCGUUGGGAGACAGAACAAGGACACUGCCAAAACAUAGCAGCUCUUCUUUUCAUUCAGAAGGCUUGAGAACCAUUUCUGUGGACCUAGAUCAGCUGACCUUCAAAGACGUGGCAGUGGAAUUCACAGAGGAGGAGUGGGCUCUGCUGGAUCCAGACCAAAGGGCUCUGCACAGGGAAGUCAUGGAGGAGAAUUGGAAGAUCAUCUCCUCUUUGGGUGAAGUUGGGCAAGAAAAAGAGGAUGAAGCAGAACUACACAGAGCUUCCCUUCAAAAAGUGAAACAUAAACAGAAGAAAACACAAGGAACACAAACUGAUCCACAAGAGACAAAGAGAAAGAAAGCACAGGGAACAAAAACUGAUCCUCAAGAGACAAGGAGGAAGAAAACACAGGCAACAAAAACUGAUCGACAAGAGACAACAAGGAAGAAAACACAGGGAAUAGAAACUGAUCCUCAAGAGACAAGGAGGAAGAAAGCACAGGGAACAAAAACUGAUCCACAAGAGACAAGGAGGAAGAAAGCACAGGGAACAAAAACUGAUCCACAAGAGACAACAAGGAAGAAAACACAGGGAACAAAAACUGAUCCUGAAGAGACAAGGAGGAAGAAAGCACAGGGAACAAAAACUGACCCUCAAGAGAAGAGGAAGAACAAAGCCUUUGCUUCUCAGGGAGGGGAUAUUGAUGGAAUCUCAGUCCACAAAAUUACCAAAAGAGGAAAGAAAAGAAGUAAAGAUAAUUGUCUUGAAUGUGGUAAAACCUUCCAUUGUAAAAAAAGACUUAAUCUUCACAGGAGAAUUCACACAAGGGAGAAUUUCUUUAAAUGUUUGGAGUGCGGACAGAUCUUCUGGCUGAAGAUGCACCUUGCUCGUCAUCAAACAACUCAUUCAAGGAAGAAACCAUUCAAAUGCUUGGAGUGUGGAAAAGCUUUCCUUUGGAAGACACUUUUCACUUGUCAUCAAGCAUUUCAUAGAGCGGAGAAACCACUUCAGUGGUGUGGCUUGGAGUGUGGGGAAAAAAUCCUUUCCAAGGAUUCCACAAAUGUGAUAAGGUCCUCAGUCAAGAAAUAGCUUUGGUGGGAAGAAUAGCCUUACUUGUCAUCAAGCAUCUUACACAGUGGAGAAACCAUUUGAAGGCAUGGAAUGGGGGAAUGUUAUCUUCCUCAGACAAAUGUCAUGUAUAGAACAACAUACCUAGCAGAGAAGCUCUGCAACUGUUUAGUGUGUGUAAAAAGUUUCUAUACAGAGCUUUAUAUAUCAUCAGUUAACUCAAUAAAGAAAGAAAACAUUCCAGGUCUUGAAAUGUCAAGAAGAUGUUACUUCCAAGAUAAAAGUCACUUCUCAACACACAAAGA